This is a messenger RNA of Enterobius vermicularis (human pinworm), 93 nucleotides long. The record is from the annotation of a GenBank genome assembly. NCBI's taxonomy places the organism in Eukaryota, Metazoa, Nematoda, Chromadorea, Rhabditida, Oxyuridae.
AUGCCAUUUGCAAGCGAAAAUCGAAGAAAAACGCUCCUCAAUUUAAAAAAUAGGAAGGCAGUUGAGGCAAACGAGGAGGCUGUUGGAGAGGAA